Molecule: messenger RNA, 1537 nt
Organism: Prorocentrum cordatum
Lineage: Eukaryota; Dinophyceae; Prorocentrales; Prorocentraceae
Source: the annotation of a GenBank genome assembly
AGCCUGGCCCAAGAGCCAGGGAUUCCGACCCUCUUGCGGCCCGCUGCUUAUCGCACACCUCUGCAGCUGCGGUCUUGUGGACCACCUGGGCCUCCGCGCGGCUUCCAAGAUGUCGGCGCCCGGGGGCGGCGCGCUGGCUGCGAAGUGCUCGUGCUGGAGUUGCUGCGACGGCAGCGCCGUGGGGCAGGAGGCCGGCGAGGUCGCAGGGGAGACGCAGCAGCCGCACCUGCCCGAGUUGGAGGAGGUGGAAGUGACGGAGCGGAAGCAGGAGCGGUGGGAGGAGUGCGGCGGCCUUGAGCUCGACCCCGUGCUCGGCAGCGGGGCGGUUGUCCUGGUGGACGCGGAGUGGAUGGUGGAGCGGGCGGGCUCCGGCGGAACCCUCGAGCCGCGCCAGGCCUUGCCGCCGACUGCGUUCAUGCCCCACAGCGGGGUCAAAGCUGCCACACCUGACAAAAAAGGCAUUGUGCCACUGCUGCACGUCGCUUGUAUCUCACACUGUUGGUUGCAAGCUAAUCACCCCGACCCUCACGGCCACAACCUGCGCAUCCUGAGCCGGGCUUUGCAGCUGCUGUUCGCAGAUCGUUGUGAAGGAAUUUGUUUCAAUGGCCGCUGGGCAGUGUUCAUGGAUUUCUGUUGCAUUCACCAGAACUGCAGGGAUUGCGAGGGCUCCCCUCAGCGGUGCACGUAUCAGCGGCUCGAAGGUUCCGAGUGCUUUGAGAUGCCUUGGGCAGCCUUGGGAGUUUCUACUCCCACCCCGCCACAGUCGUAUUCAUGUUGACACGAUUCCCCGACGAUUACGACAAUUUUGCAAAAUACACCCGAUCUGGCAACAUUGCACCUUAUUUCGACCGCGGCUGGUGUUUUUGCGAGUCCUCAUGGGCAAUGUUGACGAAGCCUUCGUCUUUGUUGGUGGACCUCGGACUAGCCACUGGAGACGAGAAAUCCUAUUAUGGCUUUGGUCACCUUUCGCUGAUGCACACGGGGUCCGCAGGGCGGAAGGCGCCGGCCUUGCCCGACGCCUUCGAAGCGGAGCUCCGCAGCAAGGACUUCACGAACGGCAAGGACGAUCGCCCACGGGUUGCCGAGCUGUACCGGUCGGCGUUCGCGCAGCGCUUCGAGUCCGCAGAGUCGCUGCUCUACAAGGACCUGGGAUGGGGGGACGAGGAGGUCAGGCAGGUGGUCGCGGUGCUUGCUGCGGUCGCCCUGCCGCGCCUGCAGAUGCUCAACCUCAGUGAGAACAACGUGGGGGACGAGGGCGCGGCCGCCCUGGCGGCGGCCCUCCGGGCCCCGGGCGCCCUGCCGAGCCUGCAGGAGCUCCACCUCGGCCGCAACCGCGUGGGGGACGAGGGCGCGGCCGCCCUGGCGGCGGCCCUCCGGGCCCCGGGCGCCCUGCCGAGCCUGCAGACGCUCAACCUCAGGUUCAACCGCGUGGGGGACGAGGGCGCGGCCGCCCUGGCGGCGGCCCUCCGGGCCCCGGGCGCCCUGCCGAGCCUGCAGACGCUCAACCUCAUGAGCAACCGCGUGGGGGACGAGGGCG